AGCGCACGGAAUUGGAUGAACGGGCUUGCACACUGGCACCAUAUAAAUUUCGCCCCUUGGUUUGGAAAAGAGACCAGUGUAAAGAAGGUCCUUCGAGCGGUUGACAAAGAUAACAAAUUCUCUCGCCCGCCCCGCGGCCCUGUUUCCAUCACCCAUAUGCGCGCAAUCCGCGAUAGCCUUGACCUGGCAUCUCCGCGAGGAGCCGCGUUCUGGGCUUUGGCUUGCGCCGCUUUCUGGGGUUGCCGGCGCCUGGGCGAGUUGACGCUGGCCACCAAAACCUUCGAUCCCAAGCAUGAUGCCUCUCGAUCGGCACCCAUCUCGCGCUCAACCCGAGCGGGCCGGGAAGUCCUCUCUAUUCACCUCCCUUGGACCAAGACCACGGGCUGCGCUGGCGGCACACUGAUCCUGACCGCCACGAACGACGAUCUUUGCCCAAUCCGAGCUUUUGAUAACCACACGGCGGUAAACCACUCCCCAGAACACGAGACUCCACUUUUUGCCUUCCGCGACGACUCACCCCGGGCACCCGGACCUUGGCUUCCAGUCGUUAAGACAGCGUUCCUUUCCUUCAUCAGUUCCAUUUUCCGGGCGGCGAAUCUGGAGCAGGUCUUCGGACACAGCUUCCGUAUCGGCGGGCGGUUGGACAUCUACCUGUUUCCUCAUAUAUUGGCGGAAGUUGGAGUCCGUCAUCCCUGUGGCACUUUCUCGGGCUUGGGACACAAGCAGGAAGGCUUUUUUGUGCGCGGAACGGGGUAG
Messenger RNA from Mycena indigotica, 756 nucleotides. RefSeq lists its product as uncharacterized. Lineage: Eukaryota; Fungi; Basidiomycota; Agaricomycetes; Agaricales; Mycenaceae. The transcript has 2 exons. The record is from RefSeq and is a predicted model, not a curated record. Bases 16 to 756 code for a protein of 246 amino acids.